UCUGCCUGCUGAUUCACUGCGAGUUUGUUGAUAGUGGAGAGGAAAAACAGAGCAUGCGCUUCUCUGGAUAGAUGUAGCGCCGCCGUCAAUUAAAAAGAAACAAAGAAACAAAGCUGUGUGUGUGUGUAAUUGGAUCAAUGGGGAUAAUGCUGAGCCACGUCGUCUAAUUACAUCAGAGGAGACUGCGGAGAAGACUGCAAGUCCGAUCAGGCUUUAUACUGACUAUUUCUUUUGCUCUACGUGUGUGUGUGAGAGAGAGAGAGUCUCACGAGUGGAGUGGAGUGGAGUGGAGUGGAGUUUUCCCAGUGUGGAUGAUUCUGUGUCCUGGAUCUCAUCAUUUCCAGUUGAGUUUUGUUACCAUGGCAGAAAGGCAAGGCCCCUGAACGCUCUUAGAAUCCUCACUGGGGUUUUUUCCCCUUUUUCUUUCUUUUGCAGAUUGUGAUUAAUCGAAACGGAUUAUUAUUCUUUUUUAAAAUAUUCAUUGCUUUCCUGUAGACUGUAAUAAAGCAAUCCACGGUUGGCUUUCCUUCCUUCCUGAUCUGAUCUGAUCUGAUCUGAUCUGAUCUGAUCUGAUCUGGAGCUCAGCGUUUCCCUGACUGGGACCUUCCAAUUUGACAGAAAGCCGCAAUCAUUCCGUGCUGCAAGGGAGACCCUAAAAUGUCUUCGAACGGGGACCUGCAAGCCAUCGGGAGCUCUGACAGUUUUUGGGAGCCGGGGAACUACAAGAGGACAGUGAAGCGGGUUGACGACGGCCACAAACUCUGCAACGAACUGGUCAGCUGUUUCCAGGAGCGUGCCAAGAUUGAGAAGGCCUAUUCCCAGCAACUGAACGACUGGGCCAAAAAGUGGAGGGGUGUUGUAGAGAAAGGUCCACAGUAUGGCACCGUAGAGAAGGCUUGGCAUGCGUUCAUGAAUGCAGCAGACAAGCUGAGUGAGAUCCACAUGGAGCUGAAAGAAAAGCUGGUUACGCAUGACAGCGAGAAGGUCCGCUCCUGGCAGAAGGACGCCUAUCAUAAGCAGAUGAUCGGAGGCUUCAAGGAGACCAAAGACGCAGACGAGGGAUUCCGAAAGGCCCAAAAACCCUGGGUCCGCAAACUUAAGGAAGUAGAGGCCUUUAAAAAGAGUUACCAUCAAGCCCGUAAGGAGGAACGGACAGCAAUGACGCGUGAGACACAUGCCAAGGCUGACCCCACCAAGUCCCCAGAGGAGGUGCGCAAGUUCACCGAUCGGGUGGAGAAGUGCACCCAGGAGGCAGAAAAGGCAAAGGAGCGCUAUGAGAAAGCUCUGGAUGAGCUGAACCGCUGUAACCCACGGUACAUGGAAGACAUGGAGCAGAUGUUCGAGAUAACCCAAGAUGCUGAGAAGAAGCGGCUGUGCUUCUUUAAGGAGGUGAUGCUGGACAUCCAUCAGCACCUGGACCUCUCCAGCAGUGAAAGGUUUAAGGACUUGUACCGAGAUUUGAGCCAGACCAUUAAUGCAGCCAGUGACACAGAGGACCUGCGGUGGUGGAGGAACACACAUGGACCUGGAAUGAGCAUGAACUGGCCCCAGUUUGAGGAAUGGUCUCCAGAAGCCAACCGCACCAUCAGCCGCAAAGAGAGGAACAGCCAAAUUGAUGAUGUCACUUUGACCAAUAUCGUCUCUGCUCCUGAUGAAGUACCUCAGACUCCACAAGAUACCAUCCGAGCUGCCAAAGAUUACUCCUCGGACUGGUCUGAUGAAGAGAGUCCGAAGAAGUACAUAGCAGCGAAUGGAGUUGAGCUUGAAGAAGAGGAGGAGGAGGAGAAGGUAGCGGGUGUGCGCGUUAGAACACUGUAUGAUUACACUGGCCAAGAAUCUGAUGAGUUGAGCUUUAAAGCAGGUGAAGAGUUGAUGAAGUUGGGAGAAGAGGAUGAGCAGGGCUGGUGCAAAGGGCAGCUGGACAGCGGUGAGGUGGGCCUCUACCCUGCUAAUUAUGUCCAGGUCAUUGGUUCCUGAUGUCCCAUCAAGGCCCACCACCUUCCACGAGAAGGCCAUACCAUCACUGAACUGAUCACACUGAACUGUUCCAGCAGGGAUCACGCGACGCUCUGGAGGCCCUGCCAGCCAUCGCUACAUUUAUACCACCACCAAAAAAUAAAAAUCUCGCAUCUUGUAUACUUUGUUGACAGACUAGAGAAUUUAGGAUCUCGGUACCAUGGCCUAACCCAUGGCUGAGAGUGAGAGACUUUUACAGGUACAGUGCCUUUUCUGGAAGAUUCACACGACUGAUGUAAAGCAGAGCUGAAGAGUUACAGUACCCUCACCAUGCUCAUUACAGACUUUAUGCAUUUCUAAAGGGAUAAAAAAAAUAUAUAUUUACUUUUCCCGAGGUAUCAUAGGGCUGCAUCUACACUAUGGGAAGUUGCGGGAGAUCGGUUUUACUCUGAUACUUCUGUCCUGUACUUGUGAAUUUCAGAUAGAUCAUCAGAAAUCAAUCCAAGUAUUUAUUUCAACAACCAGAUCAAGUUGACCUUGUUUUUCCUCACAAAUGUAUGUUGCUGUGUACCGUACAUGUGUGUGUAAUAAAUAUAUAUUUUUUCUUUAACAGAUUUAGUACUUGAGGACACGCAGGCAGAACUAUUGCUGAACAUAGCUAUAACUCGCUAUAGGAUUCCUCAAAGCAUUGGCAAUUUUCUAAUCUUUCUUUAAGUGUGAACGCUUGGUUUUGCAGAAUAAUCUGGAUUUGUACAAUGCAAGAAAUGUAAGGAUCAAAAUGAGUUCUAGAAGACCAUUUAAUUCUGAAAUGUCCUCACGGAAUUUAUAUUUUUGAAGCAGAGGAUGCUUAAAUCGACUAGUUUUCUUUUAGUUAUGUUUUAAAUUUUAUUUUCUGUUUUUAAUUAAAAGCAACGUUGAAGACUCAGACCAAUGACUUUGUUGAGGUUAUCUGAGCAGCGCAUGUAUUUGUGUGCAUAUGUGUGUUUUCUUGUCUGUACAGACUGUAUGAGUGUCAGAAGAUAUAAGAAUUAUAUACCUGGUUUCCACAUCCAUGACUGAUGCAUAACUGUAAACCUUCAACUACUGUGUCAAACUAAUCAGUGUAAAAAAAAAAAAAUCCAAAUAAACAGAUGAGCUGGUUAUUCA
Neoarius graeffei (lesser salmon catfish) is the source of this 3102-nucleotide messenger RNA. RefSeq names its product protein kinase C and casein kinase substrate in neurons 3 (gene pacsin3). The coding region runs from base 658 to 1977 and encodes 439 amino acids. The record is from RefSeq and is a predicted model, not a curated record. Gene Ontology annotation, cellular component: plasma membrane; endosome; cytoplasm. The transcript has 10 exons. Gene Ontology annotation, biological process: plasma membrane tubulation; cytoskeleton organization; regulation of endocytosis. Gene Ontology annotation, molecular function: phospholipid binding; protein binding. NCBI's taxonomy places the organism in Eukaryota, Metazoa, Chordata, Actinopteri, Siluriformes, Ariidae.